AUGUCUUUAUCAAAUUUAUCUAAUCUAUUGUUAUCACAAAUCAUAUCAGAUAUUAAUAAUAAUGGAGAUAUCGUAUGUCUACUAUUAACUUGUAAAGAUAUCUGUUAUAAUAGUAGUUUAAAAAGAUCAAUUAGAUUUAAAGGAAUAGGUCCUAUUGAUACGAUCAAAGGAAAGGAAUCAAAAAAGUUUAAUGCAACAUCUACUCUAUUCAAACUAUCAUCUUUUAAAGAUAUCUUGGAGAAUAGUAUAUCACAUCAACAUGUUUUCAAACCUCACUUUAUCGAGAAAGAAAAAGAAGGAGAUGGAGGGAAAGACAAUGGUAGUGUAACUACUGCUUUGGUGCACAAGUUUUGUUGUUUUGGUGAAGAAGAUAUCAUAAAGUCACUCGCUAUACCAUCGAUCGAGACACUAUUCAUUGAGAAGACUUUCUAUGAUGUGAAUCUUAAUUCCGUUUCUGUCUUGCCUCGUCUCCAACACCUUUCAAUGAAUGCAAAGGAUCUAACUCUUGGCCAUCACUCUGAAACUCUCAAGUCUCUUCAACUUCAAGUCAACACGCCGUACCGUCUCGCUGACUUGGGACUCACCAAAUUCGUCUGUUUGACAGAGUUGACCUUUGUAAACAAUUUUGUUAGUCAAAUAGGACCAGGUCUUUUGCCAAGUAGUUUGACAUCUCUCACUCUUCCAUUGAUUGGAAUCAUUCCAAGAAAUACUUUCCUUUCAUUAAAGUCACUCAAAACUCUCAAGAUCCACUAUGAAAUAGAGAAAGUAAGAGAACAACAACGAUUCAUCGAUCUAGAGAGUCUACCCGUCCUCAAGAUGUUGUCCAUUUGUGACAAAAAUGAUCCAACUAUUGACAAAAGCACUCUCUCGAGAUGUCCAAUGCCACAAUUGGAGAAAUUGUGUAUCGAACAAAGUGAAUUCAUUCUUGGAAGAGUCAAUCUAGGGUCAUGUCCAUCAAUCAAGAAACUCUUUGUUUUCAAUUGUCUUGUGUCCAUGCCAAACAUUAUCCCGUCGACUGUUGAAAAGUUAACCAUUAUCAAAACUUGUUUUGAAAACACAAUUCUUGAACAAGUUGUAUUGCCACCAUUGCUGACUUGUCUAACUCUUACUAGACAAUGUGCAGAAGAAGUCAAACUCCCUGAAUCUCUCAUCAAACUGAAACAAUAUGUCGAAAAGGUUCCAUUGUCACUUCCACAAAACUUGAAGAAACUGUUAUUGACAACUUAUCGAAAAAACUAUUUUGAAAAUUUUGAACUCCCAUCCCAGUAUCCACCCAAUCUAGAAUCACUAGAUUUGUCUUCUAUCCCUGGAAUCUAUAAACUCGAUAUACCACCAAUGACCAAAUAUCUAUCGAUAAUUGUGGACCGAGACUAUGAUGAAACUCAACUGUCAUUUGAAAAAAUGGUCAUCGACAAUACCCCUCCAAUCUUUUCAAUUGGUUCAAGAAUUAGAAAUUCCAUCUCACAACCACAAUGGCUACCACCCACGACUACUCAUCUAGAUUGCCUAAUCAAGGCAAUGGGCCACAAGAAUGGAGUUCGUUUUAGAUUGGAUGAGAGAUUAGACCCAUACAAUAGAAAUGUAUUGGUAUUGGAAACUCAAACACUUCAAGGUGGAAUCAUUAGUCAAAGAAAAUCAUCAACCAAUGAUCAACAACAACAACAACAACAACAAUAUGAUCCAAUUUAUUUACAUUUUACUGUUGACAAAGAUUCAUCACCAUAUAGAUUGAAUUUGAGUUUUGGUGAUAAUAAUUUAAAGCAUAUAAUGAAUCAACCAUUUUAA
Cavenderia fasciculata is the source of this 1785-nucleotide messenger RNA. RefSeq lists its product as uncharacterized. The coding region runs from base 1 to 1785 and encodes 594 amino acids. NCBI's taxonomy places the organism in Eukaryota, Evosea, Eumycetozoa, Acytosteliales, Cavenderiaceae. The transcript has 4 exons. The record is from RefSeq and is a predicted model, not a curated record.